Molecule: messenger RNA, 6321 nt
Organism: Monopterus albus (swamp eel)
Lineage: Eukaryota; Metazoa; Chordata; Actinopteri; Synbranchiformes; Synbranchidae
Product: insulin receptor substrate 2-like
Exons: 3
Coding region: 209-3343 (1044 amino acids)
Biological process (GO): insulin receptor signaling pathway
Cellular component (GO): cytosol; plasma membrane
Molecular function (GO): phosphatidylinositol 3-kinase binding; insulin receptor binding
Source: RefSeq, a predicted model, not a curated record
GUCACAUAUUGUUUUUCUCCAGGAUCAGUUCAGUACCUGAUCCGACUGCACUGUUGCUUCAGUUGUGGCGGACAGGGAACAGAGCGAUCACAAGCUGCUAUAGAUCAGACAAAACGGGUUACCUUUAGAGAUUUGUUUCUCUUUUUGCAUCAGGUUAUCCAUAAGGGGACUUUGCUUAUCUGGAACUUGAAAAGAGAAGUGGAGAGAAAUGGCAAGUCCUCCGGAGACGGGAGGACACCUGUUAUCUAACGGGAUGAAUGGGGUGAAGAAGUGCGGAUAUCUGAGGAAGCAGAAACACGGACACAGGCGCUUUUUCGUGCUCCGAGAGCCCACGGAGCGCUGUGCUGCCCGGCUGGAGUAUUAUGAAAGCGAAAAGAAAUGGAGAAACAAGUCUACUGCGAAACGGGUUAUAACUUUGGACUCCUGUCUGUGCGUAAACAAACGGGCUGAUGCCAAACACAAGCACCUCAUCGCCCUCUAUACCAAGGACGAAUACUUCGCUGUGGCUGCAGACAACGAGCAGGAGCAGGAGAGCUGGUACAUGGUUCUGACUGAUUUAAUAGCCGAGGGAAAGGUGUACGACAGCCCCGCUUCCACCUCCUCUUUAGUGGGCUUUGAAGAGGUCAGCUACGGACUUAUUUCUCCUGCAACCACUACCUAUAAGGAGGUAUGGCAGGUCAACUUGAAAGCCAGAGGCUUGGGUCAGAUCAAGAACCUCACUGGAGUGUACAGGCUGUGUUUGUCCAGCCGCACCAUCAGCUUUGUCAAACUGAACUCUGAAACAGCUGCUGUCAGUUUGCAGCUCAUGAACAUCCGGAGAUGCGGCCACUCAGACAACUUCUUCUUCAUAGAGGUGGGCCGGUCAGCGGUCACUGGGCCUGGGGAGUUCUGGAUGCAGGCAGAGGACUCAGUGGUGGCACAGAACAUCCAUGAGACCAUCCUGGAGGCCAUGAAGGCCAUGAAGGAGCUGUCUGAGUUCAGGCCGCGGAGCAAAAGCCAAUCUGCCAGCACUAACCCCAUCUCUGUGCCCACAAGACGCAACCUCAACAACCUCCCGCCCAGUCAGACGGGCCUGGUGAGGAGGUCCAGAACAGACAGCUUGGCUGCCACAUCCCCAGGGAGAAAGUUCACAUCCUGUCGGAUAAGAACGGCCAGUGAGGGAGAUGGAAGCAUGGCUCGGCCUGUAUCCAUGUCUAUAUCUGUGAGCGGAAGUCCCAGUGGGCGCACCUGCAGAAUACUAGAGUCCUCCUUCAAUCUGCAUCACAGCCGCUCCAUGCUGGUGUCCAAUUCAUCUCCAUCUGCAUCCAGCCCUAUCAGCAUGUCUCCAAGAGGGGGGGCUAGCGUCACUACUCCUGACAAAGCCAGGGGCCCUUUCAGCUGUAGCACCUCCAUCUCUGGCUCCCUUAGUGACACCAGCUUCAUGCUGUGUGAGGAUUACAGCUCCAGCCCUGGUGAACCCAAAUUCCUCUCACUGACCCGCAGCGACACCCCUGAUUCCUUAUCCAGCACACCUCCAUCCCGUGACAUCAAUGACCCUUAUGGCUACAUGAUAAUGGAGGGGCCAAAUGGUAGCAAGUCUGCCACCGGUGGUGAGGGUCUGGUGUUUGACAAGGUUUACAGGAAGAGAACACACUCCCUCACCACACCACGUCAGCAGAGGGUGGUCACGCCACUGUCCUCAGCCUCCCUGGAUGAGCACACUCUCAUGCAGAUAGCCCGUGGACAGAACUUUCACUCCGUUUCACCAAAAGUGUGCUACCCUGAGGACUAUGGAGACAUAGAGAUCGGUUCAUCCAGAAGCUCCAGUAGCAACCUUGGUGAUGAUGGCUACAUGCCAAUGACGGCAGGCGUAACACCCCAGUCUGGUAAGGUAGACAACUAUGUGCCCAUGAGCCCCAUGUGUGUUUCAGCACCAAAACAGAUUGUGAACCCUAGGGUGCAUCCUCAGGCAGCUGUCAGCAGCAGCUACAAAACCAAUUCCCCCUGCAGCAGCUCUCUGGAAGACAAUGGCUAUAUGAGAAUGUGGGCUGGCUCCAAAUCCUCUAUGGAGAGCCCAGACAGGCAUGGUGAAUACAUGAACAUGUCACCUGGAAACCCACCUCCUCUCCAGACUCCCCCUGACUACUAUUUGGGUGUGAUGGCUGAACCUGCAUCAGUGAGGCUAGUUUACCAGACUGAAUCCCUCAUGCUACCUGCAAAGCUCCAGGACUCCAAGAUUGAAGACAACAGCCAGUAUGUGUUGAUGAGUCCUCAGACUUUGAGGCAGAAAGAGGGGGAGUCAGACUAUUAUUCAGUGAUGCAGCUCAGCACAGCUCAGACCUCUCCGCUGAGCCCCUCAGUACCCUCUCCCGUCAGGAACGGCCGGGCAGAGAGCCUACCGUACAGAGGGAAACUGGGCAGGCCUAACAGGCUGUCCCUGGAUACCCUGAGGACCCUACCCAGUAUGAAUGAGCACCCCCUGCCUGGAGAGCCCAGGAGCCCUGGGGAGUACAUUAACAUUGAUUUCAGCAUGGCCAGAUUGUCCCCGCCCUCCACUGUUUCCGCAGAGAGCCAGUCUUCAUCUCUGGGUUCCUGUGGCACAGGCCCAGGGAGGUCCUCUCUGACAGACUACAUAAACCUGGAGCUUGGCUCACACUCACCCAAGGAUGCUGACACUCCCGCUGAGUGCCUGGACACACUCCCAGAGUUGUCCAUGUGCCCCUGCUCAGAGGAGGAUGCAGUGUAUCAUCUAGAUAGCGAGAAAGGCUCUCAGGGUCUUGGUGAUGAAGUGAAAAGCAACUACACUGAGAUGACAUUUGGGAUGACCAGCACGCCUCCACAGCUUGUUCCACAGAACACAGCAAGCAGCCAGAGCAGCAGGGACAGAAGGCUCUCUCUGGAGGACCAGGGAGUCCCAGAAGCCACUGGGGUCUUCCUGCUUGGAGCCACCUCUUCCUCCACAGUGGACUGCUCCGCUAAGGUGAUAAGGGCCAAUCCGCAAGGACGUCGGCGCCACAGCUCUGAGACCUUCUCCUCUACCGCCACUGUGACACCUGUUUUCCCUUCCUUUGCUUGUGGUGACAUGGUGAAGAGGCACAGCUCGGUGGAGAACAUCUCAUCCCGGAGCAGUGAAGGCUCCGACGAGGAGUAUGGCAGCCCGGUGAACCGGCAGAGCUUGGCCGCCUACCCAAAUGGACUGAACUAUCUUGCCUUGAACCUACUGAGCAAUAGGGAUGUGGAGAAAUGCGAGGACCUGGCUGGCUUCAAACCCACCAGCCGCUGCAAAGGGGGUGUCAAUGGAUUACACAGCACGCCAUAUGUGUGUUUGGCAUUCAAGGAGGCUGCAACCACUGCCAAAGACUGAGUGACUCUUCUGUUCUCUGACUUGGCGUCUUCACCAACCUGCUGCUCGAAAAACACUUUGCCCCCCACUGAACUCUGUGGCCCUACAAGACUGUCUGGACCCUCAGCAACACACAAACACAUACACACACACACUUAGGAAAAAGCGGGGCACUAUUUAUGCAUGUCACGAAUUUGCUGAAGGCAAAACAGGUGUGUUUGUGUUCUGUGGGGUGGGUAGAUGGGUGUGUGUGUGUGCGUGUGUGUGUGUGUAUUCGUACAUCUCAUGUUCCUUAUGCUUUCAGAGGCCAUUUCUCCUUUGACCCAAAUUUUGGCUCAAGCAUCCAGCCAUCCAUCCAUUUUCUAAACCGCUUAGUCCCAAAUGGGGUCACGGGGGGCUGGAGCCAAUCCCAGCCAGCUGCGGGCGAAAGGCAGGGUACACCCUGGACAGGUCGCCAGCCCAUCGCAGUUGGCUCAAGCACAGAAGCAAAAAUUUUCAGACAAUAGCAAAACUCUAAUGGUACCCAAAUACUGUUUAUUUACUUGAGGGUAGUUUUAUGACUGCGUGUGUGUUUCUGAGGCAAAGUAUAACCGGCUGGUAUGUCAGUGAACAAUGAAACCUCCUAUAGAAAUGGCCCAGGGAGCACAGAUACCAAGGUACACUGAGUAUAUAACUAUAUUUAGAUUAGAUAUCUUAUUUAUUUUUGGAAAAUGAAUGUCUGAUAAGACCCACCCAAUGCCUUAAUGUCUAUACUGUCCUUAUGUUUUCUAUGAAAUGAGAGGUAAAUAUUAUAUUACAGUACGUCCGUGUGGACCUACAUCUCUAUCUUGUUAUUCUCUUGCGGAAAAGCCUAGUUUACCAUUUAAAUAUAUUAUUUCAAAUAUGUGCAGUACAGUGGGGCUGCUUGAGAUCUGAUUUAUCGCAUUGAUAUUAAAGUAUUUUCUUAAUUACUAAUUUCUUAUUUAUUCUAACCUAGUUUAUUUUUUGUCCAAUCAAAGCGCUAGAUUUAAAGAAGUAUAUUUCUAAAUGUCUUUAAGAAUUAUGCAUGCCUUUAUAAGUCAGCUCAGACCCCACAAGACUAGGUAUCUCAAUGCACUGUACCUCUCACAGUUCCUCAGUCACUUGAGCCUGAACACCUCACACACUCCUACCUUCAAACCUACAGCCUGCUGUUUAAUUGGACACAGGCCACCCUGCUGUGAUAUCAUUUGAUGGUACAACUGUCUAGCUGAGGUGAUAAUGGAGGGGUGAGCCAAUGAAAAUUGUCAAGGUUGAGGCACAGUCCAGAUGGUUUUCUGUCAAUGAGUGAGGGCUGAAGUGAAAGGGAAAAGGGGUGUCAGCAGUGCUGGACAAGCACUGGACACAGGAGAAAUCGGCAAUAUGGAAAAAGUUGAAUAAGAGAGGCCAACAGCCACUUCUGGCACCAUCAUGGAGGUUCAAUGGAGAAUCAACUGUCUGGAAAAUCAUGUAGCAGCAUAACAAAAAUUGAGCUGGUUGAAGAGAAUUAUGUAAUAUUAGCCUACAGGUUAAAGCAAAACUAUGUGACACUAUACCAGUUACUGGAUAUUGCUAAAACAUAGUCCAAGUAAGUAAAAAAGAGUCUUCAAGUCAGUCUGUGUACAGCAGUAACAUUAUGAAUCUAAUGUUUGCUAAGAUUAGCCACCAUUAUAAUGAACCAAGCAGUUGUCUAUAAUUGUUUAGUGCAAGACUAUAUAAUGUUUGCUUAACAACCAUCACUGUGGCCACAAGUAUUAAUUUCAGGAUAGUGAUAAAUGCUGACAUGUAAUAUAACAGUGGUAUAAGUGGAGGAACAUUUAAAAAGUAAGCCAAUAAAUGCAGUAAUGUUUGCUCAUGUUAGCUAACAUUAGCUACUGAUUGUACCAAAUCUGUAGCAAGAAUGUGUUUUAUUGCUGAUUAUUUCAACUUUUCAAUUGUGAGAAGUAGAAUGUGCUAUUUUUUUCCAAGGGCAGGAUCUAACGUAACUUUUUAAUCAUCUCCUGUCACAAAUGGAACUAAAAUGGUAAAUCCCACUGCUUCCCAAGAGCUUUGAGCCUUCAACAUGGCUGCCAGGUGGUUUGGUAAGAUUAUCUGGAAAGUCCUCUAUGGACGUCUUGACUCUGUGGUCUUUGUGUAGUCCACUGUAUCGACUCCAACGGGCUCACAACCCCUUAAGUGUACAGUAGAUUGUAAAACUAUGUGUGAAUGUAUCGCUGAGCUGGAGAGAACACCACACAAACAAAAUGUGGGAAUGAUUUUAACAGAGUUGAACAAUAUUGGAGUUUUACCAUGCUGUUGUGGUAUCUAUUUAUCUUCAGAGUCUUGAAUUGUAUAUUAUGUACAUAGAAAGAGUUUAACUAAAAGAUUCUAUUAAAAAUACAUAGAAUACUUAGAUUUUACCUAUGUUGCAAUGAUAUUCCUGUGUAAAGAUUUUGGCUGCAGAUUUUUAAAAAGGGGAUGGGGUUUUUGCUUUGAGGUUGUACAGUGUAUUGUAUAGUUUUAUCUCUCACAGUCUGUGUGACUACAUGAAAAAAAUACUCUGUCUAUUUUAUUAUAGUUUAUUAUAUUGCCUUGUUGACACACUUUACCUAAUGGCAUAUGCAAUUGGUGAGAUGAAUAGAAUCUAGUUUACAACUGUGGAACCAAAUGUAACAUUUUCUUCUUUUUGUGAAGAGCAGACAGUGUUUUGCUCCUUGUACAUUUCUCUUUCUGCCAAGUGUUUUUUUGUUGUUUGUUUUUGUCACAGAAAACUUUGUUCUUGACAUGUCUCAAAGCGUUUCCCAUUUCUGUGUCCAUGGGCAGAUUCUUCUUUUACAGAUUGAUCUUGGAUUGACUCUAUUUGAAUGUGUUGUUGUCUUCCUUUGUACAUACUGUAUUUCAAUAUACUGUUUAUUGUGAUGCUCACAAGAGAUGACUAUAAUGAUUUAUAAAUUCUGGUAGUUGAGUAUUGCUUUUGUCUGUAUUGAUUAUGGAUAGCAGCCUACAAAAAUAAAUGAAUUUAU